GAAACGGAAAUGAUAGUUGGUGUUUUUGUGUAGCUGAAAGGCGCCGAGCUGAAACUGACUCCGUGAGUUUAGACUGUCUGAGGCCGCACAGACCAUCGUCAGACCGCCGGGACUCUCCGGGACUCUGUGGUGAACCUCCGGUACCGACUGUAGCCGUUACCGUCCGCCGUUUGGUGUCCUCUCUGGUGACUGUUAGCCGUUAGCCGUUAGCCGGUAUUGUGGGGUGUCAUGGCGGCGGGAGGCGGCGCGGCUCCUGCUCAUGUCGGAGAUGUUGAAGAAGAUGCUUCACAGCUGCUGUUUCCUAAAGAGUUUGAGAACGCAGAGACUCUGCUGAACUCGGAGGUCCACAUGUUGCUGGAACACAGAAAGCAGCAGAACGAGAGCGCCGAGGACGAACAGGAACUUUCCGAGGUCUUCAUGAAGACCCUGAAUUACACGGCUCGCUUCAGCCGCUUCAAGAACAGAGAGACCAUCACCGCUGUGCGCAGCCUACAAGAGUUGCUGUGGUCCUGCCAGAUGCCUCCUGCUGCUGCUGUUAUCAUUAGUCACACUUCUGCUGUUAUUACGCCGGUCCGAUUAAACGCCGGGGCGAUUAUUUCCUCAUUCAUUGCCUCAAGGAGGGACAGCCCUCGCGAGCUGCCCUCUCCCUGCCUGUAUGUUUGUGUUUUCAGUUUGGAGGGUCGGUUUGAGGACGAGGAGCUGCAGCAGAUCCUGGAUGACAUCCAAACCAAGAGAAGCUUCCAGUACUGAGACCAGGACCUGGACUGCUGUCUGUGACUCUGCUUCUCCUGCUGGACUUCACCCUCAGUCUUACCUGGACCUCCGUCUGCUUCAUCAGCUGGUGUCCAGGACGACUGAACUGAACUGACUGAUCCUGACCAUGUAAUGUGAUGACAUCACUCAGGUGUCACAGUGGUCAUGAGGAAACUCUGCUGAACACUUCCUGCUACUGUCACAAUAAACGUUUUUUUUUUUUUUA
Molecule: messenger RNA, 979 nt
Organism: Epinephelus lanceolatus (giant grouper)
Lineage: Eukaryota; Metazoa; Chordata; Actinopteri; Perciformes; Serranidae
Source: RefSeq, a predicted model, not a curated record